ACAGCAGUCAUCAGCAGCUACUACAGGAUUCACCACACCACUAGAGUGAAGAUAAUCAAAUCACAUUAACGACUCCAAAAAUUCAGGAAACACACAAAACCAUUUUUCCACCUUCCUUUUUCUUCCCCCAAUUCCCCUCAUUUACUCUCUCUCUCUCUUCACCUACAAUUUUCUAUUCUCAAUUUUCAAAAAAAAAGCUGUGUUUUUCUUAUCCCAAUUAUUCCCUGAAAUCCAAUAUCCUACAGAUUUUUUUUCCCUUAAAAAAAUGAGCUGCCUUUCGUCUUUCCUUCUCUCCCUCUAACGUCACUCUCCCACUCUGUCUUCUUCUUCCUUCAUUGUUUUCAGAUCUAGGGUUUCCGUCUGAAACCCUAGAAUUUUCCCCAUUUUCUUCAUUUCUUCACUCUUCAAUGGCCACUUCUUACAUGACUGCUGCUCAGGUUGGUUCGUACUUUGUGACACAAUAUUACUCAAUGCUUCAGCAGCGGCCGGAGUUCGUUCACCAGCUAUACUCAGAUGCGAGCACUAUGGUUCGUAUUGAUGGUCAUACCCGUGAGUCUGCCACUGCAAUGCUGCAAAUUCAUGCACUUGUUAUGUCAACUCGUUUUACGGCAAUUGAGAUCAAGACAGCGCAUUCUCUUGAAUCAUGGAAUGGAGGAGUGAUUGUCAUCGUCACAGGGUCGGUACAGAUCAGGGAUUUCAGUGGGAGAAAGAAAUUUUCUCAGACUUUUUUUUUGGCUCCUCAGGAGAAAGGUUUUUUUGUCCUCAAUGACAUUUUUCACUUUAUUGAGGAAGACCAAGUUCAUACAUAUCCGGCUUCACUGAUGGGGCAAACCAAUCUUAAUGUGAAGUUGAAUGCUUCUUCACCCAUACCCGAGGCAGUUCCAAACUACAUGAUGAGUGGAGGAAUGCAGGCCAGAGACUUCAUUCCUCCUGGGGACAUCAAAGAAAAUGGUACUGCCGAUAAGUAUUCAAUGGCUGAGCAGAGGCUUCAGCAAACUCCUGUAGUUGAAAGUAUCCUUGACGAAAAUUCUAGAGAGCAGGCAAAUGGUUUUCAUGAGAGCCCAAUGAACGCCAUACAAGAACUUUCACCAGCACACAUAGAGGAAUCUGUUGAGGAGCCUCAAAAGCAUACCUAUGCUUCUGUAAUAUGUUUUUACUGGAAGUUACGCGCUGCCAAAGUACAGUCUGCACCCUCUGUUGCACCUCCAUCUUCUUCUAACAAGGCUGUGGCUCCUGCUUCAGAAUGGCUGCAUUCCCCACAACAAAAUAAUCAGCAAUCUGUUGCCCAACAAGCUCAGCAGCAGUCUAAUUCCAUGCAUGUUGCAAGUGAUAGUCUGACACCAGACAUGGGUGAGGAGGUUUCUGCUAUAGAUGAUAGAGGUGAAAUAAAAUCAGUGUAUGUGAGAAACUUGUCUCCGUCCAUAUCUGCUUCUGAGAUAGAGGAGGAGUUCAAGAAAUUUGGUCAACUUACCACUGAAGGGGUAGCCAUCAGGAGACUGAAGGACACUGAUGUUUGUUAUGCGUUUGUUGAAUAUGAAGAUAUGGAUUCUGUCCAGAGUGCAAUUAAGGCGGGUUCAGUCUACAUUGCCGGACGACAAGUAUACAUAGAAGAGAGGAGAGCAAACAGCAGCUUUGCACGUGGAAGGAGAGGCAGAGGCAGGGCUACUUAUCAGCCUGAUGCUUCAAGGGGUCGGUUUGGAGGUCGAAGUUAUAGCAGCUGGGGUGGCGGUCAAGUCGGGGGAGAACGUGAGUUCAAUAGACCGAGAGGAAACGGAUAUCACAGGCAAACUAGCCGACAAGACAAAGGGUAUUCAGCGAAUCAAGCUUCAAGAAAUGGAGAAAGCAUAUCAGAGUGAACAUUUAGGUUUGAUGACGAAAAAAUAUAGAAUUUUUAGUAUUGUUUCAGUUUAGUUUUGGAUAUAAAAGUAUACAUAUAUUUUUGGAGCUCUUUUAGCAUUUGAAGAAAUGCAUUCUUUUGGGAGUGGCUUUCAAUAUAUAGCCUCUGUUAUUGUUCA
Messenger RNA from Beta vulgaris subsp. vulgaris (sugar beet), 2015 nucleotides. RefSeq names its product nuclear transport factor 2. Lineage: Eukaryota; Viridiplantae; Streptophyta; Magnoliopsida; Caryophyllales; Amaranthaceae. Gene Ontology annotation, molecular function: mRNA binding. The coding region runs from base 408 to 1856 and encodes 482 amino acids. Gene Ontology annotation, cellular component: cytosol; ribonucleoprotein complex. The record is from RefSeq and is a predicted model, not a curated record. The transcript is spliced from 9 exons.